Ectocarpus sp. CCAP 1310/34 is the source of this 3908-nucleotide messenger RNA. Lineage: Eukaryota; Phaeophyceae; Ectocarpales; Ectocarpaceae. The record is from the annotation of a GenBank genome assembly.
CGCAGAAGCUUGCUUUACCCCAGGCGAGCCAGAGAGCGGAAGAGGGGAAAGACAGAGAGAGAAGGGAAGCACGCACAUAGCGGAGCUGUGGCUGAGUAUUUGGACGGGCCUGGCACGUAAUUCGCUUGCAAUCGAAGAAGCCAUAUCCCAGGUUUUUGAGGCAGCGGGCACGAGAUCGAACUCCGACACCAUUUGGGAGCCGUUCCAAAACAUGCCGAACUUGGCCUUUUCUCCGGUUGGGCCUCAGCAUCCUCCUCUACACGACCGAGGCAGCGGCGAAAAAGAGAACGCGCAUACUGCCUCCUCGCCCCCCGUCGGCAGCGUCACCAAGAAAGCCACAGUCGCCGCCGCGGGCUCGACGGUGGUGCGCUCGCCGCUGGAAAGCCUCACGGCGGGUACGAGUAUCGUCUGCAAGCGGGACUCUACCUGCAAGUGCCCGGACUGCGACAUGGCCGCCGCAGUCUUCGGCAUCAAUGACCUGCGGCAGGUGGCUGGCGGGGGCGGUAUCCCGAGCUCUCCCACCGCUAGUGGCAUUCCUCCUCCAAGCGGUGGUGGCGCUCUGGCGCGGAGCCCGCUGGCUGGCGGGGCCAGCAGGGAUGUUGCGAGGGACGACCCCGAUGGUGCGCUGCCAACCUGGACCCCCGCCCCCGCAGUCGAAGGUGAAGGUCUACAGGAGGCCGCGGUGAUGCCCCCGAAGCCAGCCGUUGCCGGUGUCGAUUCUCCCGCCGCGCCGCCGGUGCCCGACUCCGCCGCUCGUGAUGUGCCGCCCAGCGUGAAGAAGGCGGAUGUGACCGCGAUGCCGUCUGCUCCAGCAGACGAGCGCGACGCCGCUGUUCACAAACAGCCCGGCGAGUCAAGCGGCGGAGCGUCUGAAACGGCGGCGGGUGGUGAGACCCCAGCGGCGGCGAGCGCUAAGAGCGCGGGGAGUAAGAAGGGCUGGGGGUUCAGGAUGGCCCGGGCCGUGUUCUCCCCGCUAUCGCCAAGAAAAAAGCAACAGGAAGAUGCCGCCACCGCCGCCGCCGGCGGUAAGAGCGGGACUACGGCGGCGUUGGUGGGCGAGCUCGACGACGAGGCUACCGCGGCUGCUGCCGGCGUGCCGCCGUUGGUGGAAACGACGGUGGAGCCGGCAGCAACGUCCGAGCCGGCAGCAGCGGCGGAACUGGCGCCACCGGCGGACAACGAGAUCCCCAGUUCUGCAGGUGCCGGCAUGGGCGACGGCGGCAAGCACGGCAACACCGGAGCGGCUGACGGCAAUGACGACCUACUGUCUGGAGACGAAUCGGCCCAUGAAGAGGAAGAGGAAGGACUGGUGGAAUACGAGGAGGGGGAUGCCGCCGCUGCCGCUAUUUGCGGCGGGACCUGUAAGCCGCCGGUGGCUGGCAGCACUGCCGUUGCCGCGGGUGUCAGCAGCAACAGCAGCAGCAGCAUCCCAAGGGACAGCAACGACACAGCUACUGGUGGUGCUGCAUGUGGGGGUAUGGAUGUGUUCUUGGGGGAGAGAUCGGCGGCGGCGGCGAGGCGGGCAUCGAGCGGGCGAAGGCUGUCGAAGGACCGAUUCUUCGAGUGCAGCUCGGAGGUCGAACACGUCCUGGCCUCCGACUCCGAGUCAGACUCAGGCGACAAAGACGUCGACCCGUUCUCAUCAAAGGAGCAAGCUUCAGAGUCAGAGCAAGCAGCAGAGCAACCAACGUCUCCGGUGAACGAAACCAACAGCAACCGUAACAGCAACGGCGAAGGCAUUUCAUCGUCUCUGGCCGCUGCCCCGUCGACAUCGGUCACUCUGGCUGCCGCAACCGCAAGCAGCGCCCGCGCGUCAUCUGCUACACCGAUGUCUCUACUGUCGGUGGUCGAAGCGGAUAGCCCCGCGGCAGCGCUGGAGGCUGCUGUGGCUACGGCGAAGGUUGCCGAUGUCAACAGAGACGUUGAGCCCAGAGGGAUGACUGUCGCGGCGAACUCAGCCCCGUCCCAAAAAGGCGAAGAAGCCGAUGUCGAUGGUGGUGCCGCCGCCCCUGGUGAUGAAGCUACCGCUACGCAGGCUGCUACCGCGACGCACACCCCCGAACGGUCAGGAGGUGAAGCCGAUGCCCACGACGGCAAGGAGAAGAGUGCUGCUCGAGACGAGGCCCAGUCGCAGGCAGGGGGGGCGCGUGGUUUGAUGGGUCUGGGCAGGAGGCGAAACAGGCGCCAGGGGACGCAGCUGGAACUUGGGAUGGCGGAGGCCUAUGGGCACGAAGACCACAGGGCUAAGUUUUCCCAAGCAGAGGUUGAUGCCAAGAUCAAGGAGAGGUUGGCAGAAGAGCAGGCGGCUUUCGAGAAGACGGUGAGUGCACUCAAGGCGACGCACGACGCCGACCUGCAGGCCGCCGCGGACAAGCUCCAGCAGUCAAGCUCGGACGGCAACCGCGCAAAGAUCGCCGCGAGGGACGCGGAGGCUCUCGAGCGCGAGAUCGCCAUGCUCUCCGAACGCUACGGCGAAGCUGCCGCCGAGGCUAAGCAUAGCGGAAAGAUGCUGCUGGAGAAGGAGGCAUUGCUGGACGCCGUCACCGCACAGCUGAUGGGGCUGAAGAGCGAUCUGGCGACCACCCGCGCCGAGCACGCUGCGGAGAAGCGGCGGAUGACGGAAACGGCUGAUUCCGAAAGGCGGGCGCGUUCCUUAGCGGAGAGCAAGCUCCAACAACUGGAAGCGGCGUACAACAAACUAGAGGACUCUGAGCGGGAGAAGCGUGCCGCCGGUAUCCUCAAGAUGAAGAACGACAUGAAGGCGCUUGCUCAGCAGCAGUUCGCGGGGGCCAACAAGCAACACGCCGCACUGAGGGCUAGGCUUGAGCGUUCCGAGGCGCAGAUUAGGCUUCUGGAGGAGGCGGCAAAGGACUUGAACGCCAAGCUGGAGACCGCAGGACAAAAGUCAACGGAACUCAGGGGCCAGGUGGAGGCCCUCCAGAAAGAGAAGGCGGAGGCUGCCGCGAAUGCCUCUCGGAGGGAACACGUUCUCCAACAAGAAGCUACUGCUCUCAGGAAUGAGGCCGAGUCUCGACUGGAUGAGAUGGAGGCCAUGGCCCGAGAGCGCGAUGCAGCCAACAACGGACGCGACGUAUCCCAAGAUGCUCUGGCCCGCAUGGCAAUUCGCAACACGCAGUUGAAGGAGUCGGUGGCCGAUUUGGAGGGCAAAGUGAAGGAGCUCGAGGGCUUUUGCACGGAGGCUCUGGAUGAACUCGAUAGAGAAAAGGCCAAGAACGCCUAGGGUAUUCAAUCCUCGAGGAUCUCUUGUUGGACAUGCUAUCGACGUGAUGGUGUGAAAAAAAGGGUGCAGCUGUCGGCGGAUGUACUGUAUAGUGGAGGAAGAGCGAGGUCCGCAGGAACUCCACCCUCUUCCUGAUGGAACUACGCAGAUUCCACUGCAUACGAUGCUACGGGAGUGCGGGUUAGGCCACUUCCUGUCAUUGGUCGAGUCUUGGGGUCAUUGCUUUUGUCAUUGUGGGAUAGCUGAGGGAAUGCUUUGGAAGCUCGUUCAGCAAAUCGGGUGGUAGAGCAGUUUGAGGGCAUCGGUAGCGCCGGUGCCCGCGGUAGUGACAGUGACUCACUCGUGUGACACACAUAACGUGGAGUUGAUCAAGUUGCAUAUUCUGAAAAUGUAGUGCCGAUGUGCUGGCCUGGCAAACGCCAGCACGAUGCGAUAUCGAGUACAGCAGUGAUCAUGUUUUUGUUUUCUGUUGGUGGGGACAGGUGGGCAGACUCUUGUUGUCGUCACAUCAAAACCGUUCCGAUCUCUCUACCCUGCACAGUGAGUGCAUCCGCGGUUGUUUGCUGGUUUACAGUUUCAUGCCGUUUCGACGGCAUUUGUGGUUUCUUGCGUGGUGAACGGCCCGGACUCACCCUAUGAUCCGAAAAGUUGUGCUAACAAGCUUAUU